UAUAGGUUGAGAGAAGCAUGUAUCAGUACAGUUCCCAAAUGUACGGAACUGAUUGGGAGUCCUACAUGGAGAUUAGCAACCUAGCCAAGGUUGUCGGAUCAGAACAACUGAGUUUUGAGCCCACAAAAUCACCCUUCAACAUUGUGACAACUCCUCUUCAAACUCCACCAGGUUUUUGUGCAAGUGCAACCAAAAGCCUUGUGAGUUUUCAAGCUCAACAACAACAUACUCAUCAACAUCAGAGUGAAGUUCCCGCUUGGUGCUUUGAGUUUCCAAAGACGACGACGAUGACCACAACAACAGCAGACUCGCACAUGCUGAAUAUUCGCCAAGCUUCUGGAGAUAACUUCACCACCACAAUCACCAUCAAACAAGAUCCACCGUCCUCUCAAUUCACAAGCUCCUUGUGCCGGCCAGUUGCUGAAUCUUUCUUUUCUAGCAGUGGUGCAGAUUGUCGUUCUUCUUCUGAAAAAUAUUUUAAAAUUGCUUCUUAUUCCGAAAAACAUAGUUGCAUUCAGCCUGACAGUAUUCAAUAUUACGAUCUCUAUUCACAAGAAGAUGAUACAUUACUUAGGGAUGAUGCUGCCACAGAUGAAGGGCCCCUUGAAAUUUCCUUUCAGAGAAACCAGGUACUUACUUCCUUAGUACGUGGCUGUAAUAGUUUCUGA
Molecule: messenger RNA, 668 nt
Organism: Glycine soja
Lineage: Eukaryota; Viridiplantae; Streptophyta; Magnoliopsida; Fabales; Fabaceae
Exons: 1
Coding region: 18-668 (216 amino acids)
Source: RefSeq, a predicted model, not a curated record